Dama dama (fallow deer) is the source of this 2123-nucleotide messenger RNA. It is a transcript of the gene NR2F1, whose product is annotated as nuclear receptor subfamily 2 group F member 1. The record is from RefSeq and is a predicted model, not a curated record. The transcript has 3 exons. Lineage: Eukaryota; Metazoa; Chordata; Mammalia; Artiodactyla; Cervidae. Gene Ontology annotation, biological process: cell differentiation; positive regulation of transcription by RNA polymerase II; negative regulation of transcription by RNA polymerase II. Bases 49 to 1323 code for a protein of 424 amino acids. Gene Ontology annotation, molecular function: RNA polymerase II cis-regulatory region sequence-specific DNA binding; nuclear receptor activity; zinc ion binding.
CUCGGCGAGCAGCUCGGCUCCCCCCCAGCGCUCCCCGGGCCCAAAGAUAUGGCAAUGGUAGUUAGCAGCUGGCGAGAUCCGCAGGACGACGUGGCCGGGGGCAACCCCGGCGGCCCCAACCCCGCAGCGCAGGCGGCCCGCGGCGGCGGCGGCGGCGCCGGCGAGCAGCAGCAGCAGCAGGCGGGCUCGGGCGCGCCGCACACGCCGCAGACCCCGGGCCAGCCCGGAGCGCCCGCCACCCCCGGCACGGCAGGGGACAAGGGCCAGGGCCCGCCCGGCUCGGGCCAGAGCCAGCAGCACAUCGAGUGCGUGGUGUGCGGGGACAAGUCGAGCGGCAAGCACUACGGCCAAUUCACCUGCGAGGGCUGCAAAAGUUUCUUCAAGAGGAGCGUCCGCAGGAACUUAACUUACACAUGCCGUGCCAACAGGAACUGUCCCAUCGACCAGCACCACCGCAACCAGUGCCAAUACUGCCGCCUCAAGAAGUGCCUCAAAGUGGGCAUGAGGCGGGAAGCGGUUCAGCGAGGAAGAAUGCCUCCCACUCAACCCAAUCCAGGCCAGUACGCACUCACCAACGGGGACCCCCUCAACGGCCACUGCUACCUGUCCGGCUACAUCUCGCUGCUGCUGCGCGCGGAGCCCUACCCCACGUCGCGUUACGGCAGCCAGUGCAUGCAGCCCAACAACAUCAUGGGCAUCGAGAACAUCUGCGAGCUGGCCGCGCGCCUGCUCUUCAGCGCCGUCGAGUGGGCCCGCAACAUCCCCUUCUUCCCGGAUCUGCAGAUCACCGACCAGGUGUCCCUGCUCCGCCUGACCUGGAGCGAGCUGUUCGUGCUCAACGCAGCCCAGUGCUCCAUGCCGCUGCACGUGGCGCCGCUGCUGGCCGCCGCCGGCCUGCACGCCUCGCCCAUGUCCGCCGACCGCGUCGUGGCCUUCAUGGACCACAUCCGCAUCUUCCAGGAGCAGGUGGAGAAGCUCAAGGCGCUGCACGUCGACUCGGCCGAGUACAGCUGCCUCAAAGCCAUCGUGCUGUUCACGUCAGAUGCGUGUGGCCUGUCGGAUGCGGCCCACAUCGAAAGCCUGCAAGAGAAGUCGCAGUGCGCGCUGGAGGAGUACGUGAGGAGCCAGUACCCUAACCAGCCCAGCCGCUUCGGCAAACUGCUGCUGCGGCUGCCCUCGCUGCGCACCGUGUCGUCCUCGGUCAUCGAGCAGCUCUUCUUCGUCCGUUUGGUAGGUAAAACCCCCAUCGAAACUCUCAUCCGCGACAUGCUACUAUCCGGGAGCAGCUUCAACUGGCCUUACAUGUCCAUCCAGUGCUCCUAGACCUUGGGCGCUUCCCACCUGCCCCCAGCCCCUAGAGACUCACAGCACCGGCGGGGGGCCGUGGACUCCAAAGCCGCGGAGACACCAGGCGGCCGAUGCAGGGUGCGGCGGGGCCGGGCAGGGGGGAGAAGGGCCGGGGGGCGACAGGAGCCGCCCACCGCGCAGACAGGCAAACCGAAGCUGCAAACCUGGAGGAAAAAAAAAAAGAGAGAGACUCUUUUUAGUAUCAGAUCCGGGAACACGUUGGAAAGGAAAGAAAACAGGCCCUUGUGUCUGGUGAGAAAAAGAAAACUAAUUUGGGAAGAGAGGACCAUGAAAAUUUUAAUAAAACAGAAGGAAACCAAUGGACCUUCCAGGAGUUAUUGUGGACGGUUGUGGAUAUAUACUGUACAGAAAACAACACCCAUGGAAGUGGACCGAAUCCUAUGUAGAAACAGACACACACAGACACACACCACACACACACAGACAUUGUUAUUCAUUUUGUAAAAUACUAGUCUUUAUUUUCAUUUUUUUGUAAAAUUUAAACAUCGUAUGCACAUAAAAAAAAAGAAACAAGAAUUAGGGGAAAAUAACAUUUUCCAAAUAAUUAUAAAAAAAAUUGUCCUGUGUCUAUGUAUCUAUAUCUGUUUUGUAUUUUUUUCUGGUUCCAAACCAGAUUUCCUGUGAUUCUAUACUAAUAAUUUUUGAUAUAACCCUUUGCUUCUUAUAAUGAGUGCGAUAUAUGUUGUCGAGGCUGUUCUUCAAGAAUUAAAAUCGAAGUGAAAAUUUAAACAAAAAAUAAAAAGAAUUUAGCAAAA